Molecule: messenger RNA, 1649 nt
Organism: Cyclopterus lumpus (lumpfish)
Lineage: Eukaryota; Metazoa; Chordata; Actinopteri; Perciformes; Cyclopteridae
Gene: spg21
Product: SPG21 abhydrolase domain containing, maspardin
Exons: 9
Coding region: 157-1077 (306 amino acids)
Cellular component (GO): cytosol; trans-Golgi network transport vesicle
Molecular function (GO): CD4 receptor binding
Source: RefSeq, a predicted model, not a curated record
CAUAGUCCGCCCAGCGUGCUCGCGGGGGGCGGGGCAGAAGCUUUGCGGAAGUGUACGGAGCUGGAGUCAUAUGACCGGGCACGCAGCCGGAGAAGAUGCUACCGAGAUAUGGAUAAAAUGACUCGGACACGGUGACUACUAUCCACAGCGAACACGAUGGAGGAGAUUAAAGUGUCUCCUGACUACAACUGGUUCAGAAGCACCGUGCCCCUGAAAAGAAUUAUUGUGGACGAUGAUGACAGUAAGGUGUGGUCGCUGUAUGAUGCCGGCCCAAAGAGCAUCAGGUGUCCCAUCAUCUUCUUCCCACCAGUCAGUGGGACAGCGGAGGUGUUCUUCCAGCAGGUGCUGGCUCUGACAGGAUGGGGCUACAGGGUCAUCUCGCUGCAGUAUCCGGUGUACUGGGAUCUCAUGGAGUUCUGUGACGGCUUCCGGAAGCUUCUGGAUCACCUGCAGUUGGAUAAAGUGCAUCUGUUCGGCGCGUCGCUCGGUGGAUUCUUGGCUCAGAAGUUUGCAGAGUGCACACACAAGUCUCCCAGAGUGCACUCACUCAUACUGUGCAAUUCCUUCAGUGAUACCUCCAUCUUUAAUCAGACGUGGACAGCAAACAGCUUCUGGUUGAUGCCAGCUUUCAUGUUGAAGAAGAUUGUUCUGGGGAACUUUUCUAAAGGGCCCGUGGAUCCUAAAAUGGCAGAUGCAAUCGACUUCAUGGUUGACAGGUUGGAGAGCCUGAACCAAAGUGAUUUAGCAUCGCGGCUAACGCUCAACUGUCAGAACUCCUACGUGGAGCCUCACAAAAUAAAAGAUGUCGCUGUGACCAUUAUAGAUGUGUUUGACCAGAGCGCGCUGUCGCUGGAGGCCAAGGAGGAGAUGUAUAAACUGUAUCCCAACGCCAGGCGAGCCCAUCUGAAAACAGGAGGAAACUUCCCAUACCUGUGCAGGAGUGCUGAAGUCAACCUCUACAUCCAGAUUCACUUGCGUCAGUUCCACGGGACCAGAUUCGCUGCCAUCAGCCCUGCCAUGGUGAGUGCUGAGGAGCUGGAGGUGCAGGACAACCAGCAUUCUGACGACGACCAAUGAGACUUUUACCCGCACGCCGUUUCCUGUCAACAUUUCCAACAGUUUCUCUUACUCUUCAUCAUUUCACAGGACAGUUGCCACAUUUUCUAUGGAGCUCAACAGUCGACCGGCGAGUCAACUGAGAAUAUUUUUAUUUGACAGAUGAAGCAAUAUUUUGAUAAUGACCUGCAUACGACACCCUGCCUUAUGUGACAUAUAUAUAUAUAUAAAAAUAAAUAAAGGUGACCUCUGGUUAUGGAGAGACGCACAUCUGAAAGUGAUGAUUAAAUUAUAUAUAUUUUGUUUUGGAAUCCAGUUGAUUAUUGUGCAGUUGUUAUUUCCACUGCCAUCUGUUGAACUACCAAAGCCAGGUUUUGGAAGCUGAAAUCGAACAUCGGUCCAAGAUGAUUUGUAGUUUCCAGCUUCAGAAAACUACAGGGUGUCUUUCCACAUAUAAAUUACUCGCAUGUGGCUCUCUCCAAAUACUCCUCUAGCUAGAAUUGAUUUAGUAUUCUUUCUCUGCUUCUGAACAGAUGAAUAAAUGAAAUGUAUGUGCUGUGCCUUUUUAUAAAAGAUAAUGUACACAUUCACUA